GUGAUUUCACUUGUUUUAUAUAUUUAAAUGAGUAUCGGUCACGUGUGGCAUUGAGAGUGCGUGCUGCUACUUCCAGACAGUGACUAACUUUUAGCACUGUACUUGAUUUCCUGUGUGUGGUUGGUUUCUAAAACGAAUUAUACUGGGGCGGGAGGGGUUCGAUCGUGAACACACGCUUCCACGUGUGUAGGGUAUAAUGAGAACAACACAAUGCCGCGCAUCCUUGAGAGGUCUUGUCGCCGUGACUGAAGGAUCGACGUGGAAAUAGAGGGGAGGGAAGCGAUCAAGACCAGUGAUUAAGAUAUGAUAUUACGCCUAUUUGCAUGUGCAGUUUUUCACCUUGCAUACACCGUGUUUUCUGCGCUGCCUAGACCUUAUAAUGUGAGGAUGGAUGCUGUGAACACUCGAUACAUCAUGAGUUGGGACUGGAAUCACUCCAUGGCCAAUCACAACAUCACGUUCACCACUCAAUACACAUUUUCUCAGACACAGUCGGACGAGAGUUCCUACAAAGGGAUGUGUAUCAGGAUAACUGAGGAGAGGUGUGACUUCUCUAGGGAGCUGGACUUCUACAUUGGGUCAUACACACUGAGAGUGAGGGCCGAGGGCAGGGGUCAGAUGUCAGACUGGUACAGCCUGACGUUCAUUCCUGAUGAACAUGCGGACCUAGGCCCCCCAUCCCAUGUGGCGUUCGAUCCAGGGGACGCCAUGUUAACAGUGAGCUUCAGGGAGCCAAUGACGGAGCAGAACACCACCAUGAGAUCUCUGUUGGACAUGUACUUCAGUCUGCAGUAUUGGGAGAAACACUCACCCAGCAAGAAACAAGAGAACGUUUUUGACACCACAGAGGGAACACUGUUCCCGCUGAAGCCCUGGACAGAGUACUGCCUGCAGGUCAACGCAUUCAGCAAACUGUACAAUAAGACCAGCCCAUACACACAGCAACAGUGUGUGAGGACCCUGGGACAAUCUCCUGUGUGGAAGGUGUUGCUGGCUCUGCUGGGCUGUGUUCUUCUGAUGACGACAGUGCCUGUCUACAGAUGCCACAAAAAGAGAAAAGGUAUUGUCUCAAAGCACACAUUUCCCAGCAGUAUACUGCAGAACACACAGGAUCCAAUAUCCCUUCUCCUCCUGCAUCCGGAAGAGAGCUGUGUGGCCACAUGUGUGGUGGCUGUACAGGUAGAGCAGACAAGCCAGGGUCAACAGCAACAGGUCAAGGGUCAGGGAGAUGUUGAGGCGGAGCAGGACAGUGGCUCCUCCUCCAUCCAGAGAGGACAAGGCAGCUCCAGUCAGGACUCUGGGAUCUACUCAGGAGAAGACAGUGGAAAUAGGAGCGCAGGGUCAACAACAACAAGUCAACCUGAAGAGACUCACUGAUCACUGAGAAGAAGAAAAAAAUGGAUCCCCAUAGCAAACUGCUGUAGAGGGAUUAGUGGAGUUUUGGGGAGCAGCUUGGAUUCACUUUCAAGAGGAGAGCUCUUGAGGAAAUAAUUUUUUUGUAAAAUGACUUUUUAAGACUUUUUUAGACUAGCUAGAAGACCUGAUGCAUUUCUCUAGUUGAGUUUAUUGAGUUGCCUGGGAAUAAUGGCCAAUAAUGCAGGUUAUGGGAUGCAGGUUAUGGAAUGUACUGUAUAUGUUAUCAUUUUUGUUAUUCCCAUGGAAUAGGUGAAGGGAGUAGUACACAGCGUUGUACGAGAUAUUCCGUUUUUUGGCAAUUUGUCGCAUGGAAUAGCCUUCAUUUCUCAGAACAAGAAUAGACUGACAAGUUUCAGAAGAAAGUACUUUAUUUCUGGCCAUUUUGAGCCUGUAAUCGAUCCCACAAAUGCUGAUGCUCCAGAUACUCAACUAGUCUAAAGAAGGCACAUUUUCUUGCUUCUUUAAGCAGGACAACAGUUUUCAGCUGUGCUAACAUAAUUGCAAAAAGGUUUUUUAAUGAUCAAUUAGCAUUUCAAAAUGAUAAACUUGGAUUAGCUAACACAAUGUGCCAUUGGAACACAGGAGUGAUAGUUGCUGAUAAUGGGCCUCUGUACGCCUAUGUAGAUAUUCCAUUCAAAAUCAGCCAUUUCGAUCUACACUAGUGAUUUACAACAAUAAUGUCUACACUGUAUUUCGGAUCAAUUUUAUGUUAUUUUAAUGGACAAAAAAUGAGCUUUUCUUUCAAAAACAAGGGCAUUUCUAAGUGACCCCAAUCUCUUGAACGGUACAAUAAGAAUAUUUUGAAAAUAAAUACACAACGCAGAGGAUGAGAGGAGUAAAAACUAGAGUACUAAUGGUCAAUAGUGAAUUGUAAAUAGGAGUUGGGUUUCAGUUCAACAUAUGUUAGAAUCUGUGGAAUGUCACUCCUGAAGAGUGACGUGUGCUACGUGUGCCAGGUUUCCAUUGGUCUGUACAUUGAGUCGAGAGCACGAUACUUGUUAUUUGGCUAUUGGCCAAGUUGUACUGCAAGGACUCCUGAUUGGGCAACCCCAGGCUAGGGUGGGGGGUUAUAAAUGGCAUAAUUUAUAACCCCGACCAAGCGUUCCUUUGUUCAGUGGGGAAAAGCUGAAGACGGGAGAGUGAACAUCUACCUUCCAGCAUAACAUCUUGAUUUGUCCUUUCUGAAUAAACCUAUUUUUCUCUCCCUGAUUUGCUUUGGAGUUUGUGUUAUUGAAGAAUAACAUAAAUUGCUAACAGUAGUGUACCAAAAAAUCUAUAAUAAAAAAAAAUGAAUGAAUGAAUGAAGAGAUCCCAGUAGAGGGAGACGGGCUCAAUUCCAACAUCCACAUUAGCAUACCACUGGUGCACCACUUGAACAAUUAAAAUGUUUACUGUCACGUGUCCUUGGAUAUCUUGAAAAAUGCUUCAAGUUAUUAUUUAAGUGAUAUGCUACUGUACUGUAAAUAAGAAUCACUUAGGCUCCUUUUUGAAUGCUGGUCAAGAUAUUAAUAAACCACUCAAAUAAAA
Messenger RNA from Salvelinus fontinalis (brook trout), 2943 nucleotides. Its product is annotated as interferon alpha/beta receptor 1a-like. The coding region runs from base 304 to 1377 and encodes 357 amino acids. Gene Ontology annotation, molecular function: protein binding. Lineage: Eukaryota; Metazoa; Chordata; Actinopteri; Salmoniformes; Salmonidae. The record is from RefSeq and is a predicted model, not a curated record. The transcript is spliced from 6 exons.